This is a messenger RNA of Epinephelus fuscoguttatus (brown-marbled grouper), 4440 nucleotides long. It is a transcript of the gene myo1f, whose product is annotated as myosin IF. Gene Ontology annotation, biological process: vesicle transport along actin filament; actin filament organization. The coding region runs from base 302 to 3571 and encodes 1089 amino acids. Gene Ontology annotation, cellular component: plasma membrane; microvillus; actin cytoskeleton. The transcript has 29 exons. The record is from RefSeq and is a predicted model, not a curated record. Lineage: Eukaryota; Metazoa; Chordata; Actinopteri; Perciformes; Serranidae. Gene Ontology annotation, molecular function: actin filament binding; ATP binding; microfilament motor activity.
AACAGACUGGAGAUAACCAUCACUUUGUGGUUGUUGUUGCCAUCAACACUUGGCCGGCUGCUUGGCAAGAUGAAUUGGAUUGACUAAUUGUGCCGUUUAACCUUCAGACCUGCUGACACAGGCAGCCGUCACCAGCCCGUUAGGUCGCUGGCUGCUGUUGGCUCUGACCGUCUGAGUGCUGUGUGAUGGCUGCAGUCUGAGGGAGGUCAACCUGUGGAUUUUAACGACGCACACACGCACAUAAACACACACACUCUCUGGACGCUGGACACCUGAGGAGGAGAGGAGGCCCUCUGGAACAAUGGCGAAGUACCACUGGCAGAGUCAAAAUGUCAAGCAAAGCGGGGUGGACGACAUGGUCCUGCUGUCCAAGAUCACUGAGGACGCCAUUGUGGAAAACCUCAAGAAAAGAUACAUGGACGACUACAUCUUUACAUACAUCGGCCCUGUGUUGAUAUCAGUCAACCCGUUCAAGCAGAUGCCCUACUUCACUGACAGAGAGAUCGAACUUUACCAAGGAGCUGCCCAGUAUGAGAAUCCACCCCACAUCUACGCCUUGUCUGAUAACAUGUACAGAAACAUGAUGAUUGAUGGAGAGAAUCAGUGUGUCAUCAUCAGUGGUGAGAGCGGUGCUGGAAAGACAGUGGCUGCCAAAUACAUCAUGGGAUACAUUUCCAAAGUAUCUGGAGGAGGAUCGAAAGUUCAGCAUGUGAAAGACAUCAUCCUACAGUCAAAUCCUCUGCUGGAAGCUUUUGGUAACGCCAAGACCGUCCGCAACAACAACUCCAGUCGUUUUGGGAAAUACUUUGAGAUUCAGUUCAGCAGAGGAGGAGAGCCAGACGGUGGCAAAAUCUCAAACUUCCUGCUGGAGAAGUCGAGGGUGGUGAGCCAGAAUGAGAACGAGAGAAACUUCCACAUUUACUAUCAGCUGAUGGAGGGCGCCAACGCUCAGCAGAAAGAGGGCCUGGGCAUUAUGACCCCAGACUACUACUACUACCUCAACCAGUCUGGGACCUACAAGGUGGAUGGGACCAACGACAGCAAAGACUUCCAAGAGACUAUGGAAGCCAUGCACGUCAUCGGGAUCCCAGGGGACAUCCAGGCUCAGGUGCUGCAGAUCGUCGCAGGCAUCCUCCACCUGGGAAACAUCAGCUUCAUAGAGGCAGGCAACUAUGGGCAAGUGGAGAGCACGGACUUGCUCGCCUUCCCUGCCUAUCUGCUGGGCAUCGACCCCAACCGCCUGCAGGACAAGCUGACCAGCCGGAAGAUGGAGUCAAAGUGGGCAGGGAAGUCUGAGUCCAUUAAUGUGACCCUGAACCAGGAGCAAGCCACCUACACACGAGACGCCUUGGCCAAAGCCCUCUAUGCACGACUCUUUGACUACCUGGUGGAGGCUAUAAAUAAAGCCAUCCAAAAACCAUAUGAAGAAUUCAGUAUCGGAGUACUUGACAUUUACGGCUUUGAGAUAUUCCAGAGAAAUGGCUUUGAGCAGUUCUGCAUCAACUUUGUCAACGAGAAACUUCAGCAGAUCUUCAUUGAACUGACUCUGAAGGCUGAGCAGGAAGAGUAUGUGCAGGAGGGCAUCAAGUGGACUCCCAUCGAGUACUUCAACAACAAGAUUGUGUGCGACCUCAUUGAAAAUAAAUUGAACCCUCCUGGCAUAAUGAGCGUGCUGGAUGAUGUGUGCGCCACCAUGCAUGCCAAAGGAGAGGGUGCAGAUGUCACGCUGCUGCAGAAACUGCAGGCUGCUGUAGGCACGCAUGAACAUUUCAACAGCUGGAACUCUGGCUUCGUCAUACACCACUAUGCUGGCAAGGUGUCGUACGAUAUCAACGGCUUCUGUGAGAGAAACCGGGAUGUGCUGUUCCCUGACCUCAUCGAGCUCAUGCAAAGCAGCGAAUAUACCUUCAUCCGUAGCUUGUUCCCUGAAAACCUCAACAAUGAAAAGAAAGGCAGGCCGACCACAGCCGGCUCAAAGAUCAAGAGACAAGCUAAUGAUCUGGUGAACACGCUGAUGAAAUGUACCCCACACUAUAUCCGCUGCAUCAAACCCAAUGAGACAAAAAGGCCAAAAGACUGGGAGGAGAGCAGGGCUAGGCAUCAGGUUGAAUACCUCGGACUGCGGGAAAACAUUCGUGUGAGAAGGGCUGGAUUUGCGUACCGCAGAGUCUUCAACAAGUUUCUGAUGAGGUAUGCCAUUCUGACAGCUGAGACAUGGCCAUGUUGGAGGGGUCCUGAGCAGCAGGGGGUGCUUCACCUCCUCCGAUCCGUCAACAUGGAUAACGACCAGUAUCAGAUGGGACGCACCAAAAUCUUUGUCAAGAACCCUGAAUCGCUUUUCCUGCUGGAGGAGAUGAGGGAGAGGAAGUUUGACACUUUUGCACGGAUCAUUCAGAAAUCCUGGAGAAGAUACAUUGCCAGGAAGAAGUAUGAGCAGAUGAGAGAGGAGGCCUCAGACAUCCUGUACAACUCAAAGGAGCGGAGGAAAAACAGCAUCAACAGAAACUUCGUCGGAGACUACCUCGGCCUGGAGCAAAGGCCUGAGCUGCGGCAGUUCCUGGCCAAGAGGGAGCGUGUCGACUUUGCUGAUUCUGUCAACAAGUUUGAUCGCAGGUUCAAGUCUAUCAAGAGAGAUAUGAUCUUGACACCCAAGGGCAUCUAUCUGAUUGGUCGAGAGAAGGUGAAGAAAGGACCUGAGAAGGGACAGAUAAAGGAGGUCCUGAAACGAAAACUGGAGUUUGGAAGCAUCAGUGGUGUCUCUCUCAGUACCAGACAGGAUGAUUUCUUCAUCCUGCACGAGGCCCAGUAUGACAGCCUGCUGGAGUCCAACUUUAAGACGGAGUUCCUCAGCCUGCUGUCAAAACGCUACGAGGACGUGACCAAGAGAAAACUGACAAUCUCCUUCGCUGACAGGCUGGAGUUCAGAGUGAAGAAGGAGGGCUGGGGUGGAGGAGGUGUCAGGGUGGUGGUGUUUCAGAGGGGGCAAGGGGACCUGGCCCAGCUCAAACCUGGAGGGAAGACCCUCACCAUCACAGUAGGCGACGGUCUGCCCAAGUCCUCCAAGCCAACCAGGAAGAGUGCUCCACAGUCUCGUGGUGGACCGAGAAAUAAUGUUGGCAGCAGAGCACACCAAAAUGGAGCAGCCAAGUUUUCCAGAGGCCAUCAGAGCCAACAAUCAGAUAUCACAUAUUCAUCCCCCCACAAACAAGGCAGACCACCCAGCGCAGCCCUGCCCAAACUGAGCUCCCAGAGGGCCCCCCGAGUCCCAACCCACAACCAGCACAACCAAGGGAACCUGGACUUCCUUAAUGUGCCUGACCAGGGCAUGUCAGGGAAGCAGAGGAAAAGGAGCAUCAGCCAGCGACCUCCUCCUGCUCCUAAACCACAGCCUCGACCCCAGGGCCCCCGCUGCCGGGCGCUGUAUCAGUACAUCGGCCAGGACACGGAUGAGAUUAGCUUUGAGGUCAACGACGUGUUCGACCUUGUCAAAGAAGAUCCAUCAGGCUGGUGGACGGGCAGGAUUCGAGGAAGGGAAGGUCUCUUUCCUGGUAACUAUGUGGAAAAGAUUUGAACAGGACAUGAUCUACCCUGUUGGACUUUGUCUCUGUUGACAAAUAGGCUGUGUUUAUUUUGUUGAAAGCAGCACAUACCGUUCGCUAAAGAAACUGCCCGUGAAUUGUUCGUGGUACAUCUUGGUCCGUAGAGGAAACCGUUUAAGGAUGGACCUCGCUGACAUUUGAGACACAUAUAAGCGCUAAAACACAGAUCCACUGCAGAGAGCUGCUCAGGUUUCAUCUCUGUUGCUCCUCUGAAUGACCUAGCAACAAGAUCUUUGACUUGACCUGCACUCCCACAACACCUUUCACUGUUACACCAUGAAAAUGACUCAAUGUUAAAGUUACAGAAGAAUGACCUGAAAAUACUGCAUCACUUCUCUGGUGUCUACAGUGUUUGUAUUUCCCCUGAAGCUUUUUCUCCAGAACAAUGUCCAAUACUGCUCAAUAUUCAUGAUGAAGACAACAGCAUAAAAUCAAGUAAUAGACAUUUUGAAAGUAUAUUGACCUUGACUGUUAUGUUUGCACUAUAACAAACCUGCUUCAGAUCAAUGAAAAACAGUGACAAAGACAAUACUUUGAUUUCACUCAAGAUAUAUAUUGCUAGUGUUUUCUCAUUUAUUUUUUUCACCUUAAUUAAAGAAAAAUGUGUUUUCCUAUUUUUACCUCAAGGAAUUUUGCACUGGUUCAGGACGUAUCAUCAGUAAGUUAUAAAAGAUUUCUUAAUAACAAAACAGAAAGAGGAGACUGAUUAACUUUAAGAAGUGUUUAUUCUGCCAAUUUUGCUUCUUUUUUUUGUGUGUGGUUGAUUUUGUAAAAUAAUGUAAUUCCCUCACAGUCAAUCAGUAUGUGUUUUUGUAUAGAAAAAUAAAGAGUUUUAACACUC